Molecule: messenger RNA, 1122 nt
Organism: Colias croceus (clouded yellow)
Lineage: Eukaryota; Metazoa; Arthropoda; Insecta; Lepidoptera; Pieridae
Gene: Vps60
Product: charged multivesicular body protein 5
Exons: 6
Coding region: 119-796 (225 amino acids)
Biological process (GO): late endosome to vacuole transport via multivesicular body sorting pathway; vesicle budding from membrane
Cellular component (GO): multivesicular body
Source: RefSeq, a predicted model, not a curated record
GUCAAACUUGUUGACUGUUGUGUGUUGUGACAAGAUUCAAGAAAUAAAAAUUAAAAUUCGAAAAUAACUUUGUUUUUGAUUAACUCUGUGCCUAUUCGAUUAAUCUUAAUUCACAAAAAUGAAUAGAAUAUUUGGAAGAGGAAAACCUAAAACUCCAGGUCCGAGCAUAUCAGACUGCAUAAGUACUGUGGAUAGCCGAGCUGAUAAUAUUGAACAAAAAGUUCAAAAGCUAGAUGCGGAGCUAAGGAAAUACAAAGAACAAAUGGCCAAAAUGCGAGAAGGGCCAGCGAAAAAUUCUGUAAAGCAAAAGGCGAUGAGAGUUCUAAAACAGAAGAAAAUGUAUGAACAACAGAUUGAUAACCUCCGAGCUCAAUCAUUCAACAUGGAACAGGCAAACUACGCAACACAAACAUUAAAAGACACUCACGCUACAGUCACAGCAAUGAAAGAUGGUGUCGCGUCUAUGAAAAAGGAGUUCAAAAAGAUCAAUAUUGAUUCUAUUGAUGAUGUGAACGACGAACUCGCUGACAUGUUGGAACAAGCUGAUGAAGUGCAGGAGGCGCUCGGCAGGCAGUACGGCAUGCCGGAGAUUGAUGAUGAUGAGCUAGCUGCGGAGUUGGAUGCAUUGGGUGACGAAAUAGCAUUAGACGAUGACACAUCAUACCUUGAUGAUGUGGUCAAAGCCCCCGCGGCACCAGACAAGGAGCCAGGCGCGGACAGCAUCAGGAACAAAGAUGGUGUGCCCGUCGAUGAGUUUGGUCUGCCGCAAGUUCCAAGCGCUGCUCAUGCUAAAUAGAUAUAGUCUUCAUCAUCACACCAUAGAAUAUUAUUUUUUAAUAUAAUGUUAUGUUUAUUUUUUUAUAAUUUCGAUUUUAAGUUAUAAAGUUUACAAGUUGAAAAGAGAUUUAAACGCUAUUAGCACAUUUACUUUAAGAACAUAUUACAUAUACCUAUCUAUAUUAAAAUUGUCUGAGGAUCAAAAAAUAUUUAUCUCUAAAAUAGUAUGUAAUAUUAAUAAUAAUUAUAAAAAUAGCCGUAAUACUUGUUGCAUUGUUGCUUUAAUGUUUAUUUGUAAUACUAAAUGUAAUAUUUGUAUCGAAUUAAUAAAUUGUUUUAAAGCUU